Molecule: messenger RNA, 1777 nt
Organism: Lotus japonicus
Lineage: Eukaryota; Viridiplantae; Streptophyta; Magnoliopsida; Fabales; Fabaceae
Product: cytochrome b561 and DOMON domain-containing protein At5g47530-like
Exons: 3
Coding region: 303-1520 (405 amino acids)
Source: RefSeq, a predicted model, not a curated record
UCCACAAUCCACAUUAACAACUCAACAACCGAAACCCACCAACUCUUACAAAUAAAGAAACUCCCCUCUCCUGUCUCUCCCCUGCCUGCUCCAUUUUAUUCAACUUGUAGCAUAUUUGUUUCCAUCACAAGAAAACAUAUGCUAAAAUCCCCUUAAGCCAAUUGCUCUUUUGAUGAUUACAACCCAAUACAGGUUCUAAUUGAGUCCCUUUUUGUUUUUAUAUUGUUCAUUUGUCAAAUUAAUCAAACAAAGCAAGGGAAGGAAGGAGUAGAAGCAGGACCAUAAUCAUAGUAUCAUACCACAUGUUCAUGGUUACCAUGUUGAACUUGAAGCUGGUGUUGGCCUUGUCUAUUCUGAGUUCUGUGCUUCUGACAACAUCCUUAGCACAAACAUGUAAAACACAAACCUUCUCCACCAACAAGGUGUUUACAACAUGUCGUGAUCUUCCUGAAUUAACCUCGUACCUCCACUGGACUUAUGAUCAGGCCACUGGGAACCUGGACAUAGCAUACAGACACACAGGAAUCACAUCAACAAACAGGUGGGUCGCUUGGGCUAUCAACCCAAACAACAAGCUUAACCCUGCCAUGGUUGGAGCUCAGGCUUUGGUGGCCAUUCCACAAUCCAGUGAUGGAAGCCCACGGGCCUACACUUCAUCCAUCGCCAGUACCAACACUCAGUUGCAAGAAGGUACCAUCAGUUACCCUGUUUCUGGCUUGAGUGCUGAGUACCAGAAUAAUGAGGUGACCAUUUUUGCUACUCUCACCCUUCCAAAUGGAACCACUUCCUUGGUCCAUGUUUGGCAAGAUGGUACUCUCUCUGGUUCCACUCCUCAAGAGCAUAUCCACACUUCUCCCCACGCAAAUUCUAAGGAAACCUUGGAUCUUGUUUCUGGUACUACUCAGGCAGCCUCAACUGGAAAUUCACGUGCAAAAAGAAGAAAUACCCAUGGAGUGUUAAAUGCAGUGAGCUGGGGCAUUUUGAUGCCCACAGGUGCUAUAAUUGCGAGAUACUUGAAGGUGUUCAAAUCUGCAGACCCUGCUUGGUUUUAUCUUCAUAUCACCUGCCAAGCCUCUGCAUAUAUAGUAGGCGUUGCUGGAUGGGGUAUGGGUCUCAAACUCGGCAGUGACUCGAAGGGUGUUGAUUAUGACACUCAUAGAACACUUGGUAUUAUCCUCUUCUGCUUUGGAACUCUUCAGGUGUUUGCUCUGUUCUUGAGGCUUAACAAAGAUCAUAAGCACAGAUUCUACUGGAAUAUCUACCACCACUUGAUCGGUUACUCUACCAUAAUCAUAAGCAUCAUCAACGUCUUCAAAGGGUUCGACACGUUGGAAAAUUACGUUGGAGACCGCUAUGAUAACUGGAAGAAUGCGUACAUUGGCAUCAUUGCAGCUUUGGGUGGCAUUGCCGUCCUUUUGGAAGCUUAUACAUGGAUCAUAGUGCUGAAGAGGAGGCAAUCAGAGAGCAAGACUUCACAUGGCAUCAAUGGAGCACAUGGUGCUAAUCCACAGCAGGUGUAGGGUGUGUAGCCACAUUAGAUGUUGAUUUUUUUGCUAUUUUGUGCCUCUUUACUCCUAUGUCUUUAUCCAUUUUCAUUAAGGUGUUAGACCCCUUCGUAUAUUCUUCUAUAUAUUUUGAGGGUAUUUAGGGUGUUUGAGUCUCAGUUUUGAGCCAAUUCUUUCAUAGGAUACUUGCUUUAAGGGUGUGUUUUUCUCCAAGCUAUGUACAUUACUGUAUCGGUUUCUAAUUCUCACUAUCUGUAUUUAUUAUUUACUUA